AUAACGAAACUUAACGAAACAAUAUUUGGAACUGACAAAUAAAAGUUUCAUAUUUAAGAAGCGUUCUUUUUACAGUUUUUCUGACCUUAAAUUUGUUUAAAGUAUAGAAAACUAAUCUUUGAAAUCACAACUUUCAUAUAAACACCAAUAUUUCAAAAUGUCAGCAAUAAUUCGCAUGAAACGACACAUUUCCGACAAUCCACAUGAGGCAUUUGUUUUAAAUUGUAAGAAACGAAAGACUGAUAACAAAGAAAAUUCAUUGUUGGAAGUAGAAACGACCACUGUCUUAAAAUUCGCGGGCACUGUGAAUCAGGACACAAAUCUUACAGAACACAUAGCAAAGCUUUCAAAAGAAGACGCCAAAGAUAUUGUCAAAAAAAAGCGGGAAGUUCCGAAUGUGAAAACAAGAAUUGAUGAAAACCGUGAAAAAUCACAACAAAAUCGUUUCAAGAUUGUUAAUUACACUCGAGCACUUAAUGAAUCAACAGAAGAGUCGACUGAUAAAAAUCUCACGAUUGUCGACGUAGAAAAGGACGUUGUAUCUAAUAAUACUCAAAACACAUCUUCAAUAACAUCAGAUCCAGGACAAUCGACAUCUUCUUUCAAUGAAACAGCCGAAGAACCUUACGUAUAUGACAUUUAUGUUGCUGUAUCACCAACGUCACCUCUUCAACAUCCAGAUUCAUUAGAUUUGAAUGACUUAAGUAUUUUGGAAUACAACGACUAUCUUUACUCUCAUCCUCGUUUAGUCAAUUCUUCCUCAGAAGAUGAAAAUGAAAAUGAAGAUGAAGAUUCGAAUGAUGAGGAUAAUUGGCGUAAUGAUUAUCCAGAUGAAGAAUUAUCUGAUAAUGGAAGCAUUGGCGAGCGUGAAAUGCGAAAGGCCAUGAACAAUAUUAACGUUGGCUUUGAUCUAUCAUCUGAUGAAGAGGAUGAAAAUGGAUUUGUUUAUUCAGUUGACUCAGAGGCUUUUAGUUUUGAAGACGAUCUCGAUUAUUGCGAUGUCAAUCGAUAUGGUGAAGCUUAUGCAAGGUACAAGAAGCGAGUUUUAAAAGAUAUCGAGAAUGGGAGUGACAGUUCUGACACUACCGAAAACAGUCAUAUGGAGGAUGAUUCCUUUCAUUCUGAUUGAGUCGAAGCGCAUUGAAUGUUCUCUGUUUUAUAAAAUGAUUAGAGGAUUUUCACUGUAAAUAAAAAGUUUCUUCUGAAAAGAUGACAAUAAAAAUGAAUUUCACAAAUCAAUGAA
Messenger RNA from Clunio marinus, 1243 nucleotides. The record is from the annotation of a GenBank genome assembly. Lineage: Eukaryota; Metazoa; Arthropoda; Insecta; Diptera; Chironomidae.